GUAGACUAGACAGCGCAGCAGCACUGCUGACACACAGCUCGCCUCUGCUGUGGUGCCUCUGAGCAGCUGCCGGGCUCCCAGCUGGGCUCCUUCCUCUCUCUUCCCUGGCUGAUGGCUACCAACAGACCACUCUCCUGGAGCCUCCUGCUGGUCCUGUCCCUGGUUUUUGGAUUGAGCUAUGGAUCAGGUGGGGGUGUGAUAAACUGCCCAAAGAAUGUCCAGCAGUUGGGAAGCAGUGUGUGGCUGCCCUUGACAAAUGAGUGGAUAAAUAAGAGCACAAAUAAAAGCAUCCGCAUUGUUGUCACCAUGGCAAAAUCGCCAGAAAGCAGCGUCAAGAAGAAAAUAGUGUCUUUGGAUCUUUCUGAAGGGGGCUCUUCACGAUACAUCGAGCGUGGUUAUAAGUUUCACUUGGACAACCUGAACCUGGAACUCUUGGAAAGCAGGAAGGAACAUGAGGGAUGGUACUUUAUAAGCCUGGAAGAAAAUACUGCCGUCCAGCAAUUUUGCGUUCAGCUCAAUCUUUAUGAGCAGGUCUCCACUCCAGAAAUUAAAGUGCUAAACAGGACCCAGGAGAGUGAGAACGGGACCUGCAACUUGAUGCUGGCGUGCACAGUAGAGAAAGGGGACCAUGUGGUUUACAACUGGAGUAAGAAGGAAGGCCUCCACCCACUUAACUCAGCCAACAGCUCCCAGCUUCUGCACCUCACCCUUGGCCCCCAGCAUGCUGACAAUAUCUACAACUGCACCGUGAGCAACCCCAUCAGCACCAGCUUUCAGACCUUCAACCCAUGGUCCAUGUGCAGGUCAGACUCAUCAGAUACAAGACGAUGGGGACUAUAUAUUGGACUGUUGUUAGGGGGCGUCGUUGUGGCCAUCAUGGCUCUCGAGGUGAUCAUACUACUAUUCAGAAAAAAAGGCAAAGCUAACCAUUAUCAAUCUACAACGGGAGAGAAGAGCCUUACUAUCUAUGCACAAGUCCAAAAACCAGGUCCUCCUGAGAAGACACCUGAGACCCUACCAACCCAGGACCCCUGUACCACCAUUUAUGUGGCUGCCUCAGAUCCUGUGCCAGAGUCUGUUCAGGAACCGAAUCCCAUCACAGUCUAUGCCAGUGUGACACUUCCAGAGAGCUGACACCAUAGACUCGGUAAAGGGACUCUCUAAAGGAACAUGGAAGAAUCAAUUCAAACACUGAGCCUGGGCUCAGGCUCCAGACUCCUCAUGACACUCUACAUGUCUCCACCCUGCUUGGAUCCUCCACCCUUCUUGGAUCGACCUCCAGGUGGCGUUUCUUCCAUGGACACUAUGAAAUGGACAAGGAAGUGAGGCAUUUCACACACUCUGCUAUGGACCUGGACACAAGACAAAGCUACUAGUAAGCUUUCAAUCUUUGCAGUGUAGCAGAUGGAAUGGAUAAUGUGAGUCCAGACUUGUGGACAUUUUAUUCUCUGAUAAGACUGCAGUACAAAAACUAAUGUCAGAACACAAAGACAGCUAGUAUUUAUUUCAGGAAGCUGACGUCCCUUCUCAAAGUCUGGAUGAGUUUAUGGUUUGACUGUUUCUACUUUGUUCUGGAAGCUGGUCUUCAUCGCCUGCAUACCUGAUCAAAGCUCUGUGCCUCAGUUUCACUCUCAGGAUGAAGGACGCAUGAAGAAUGAAACGGGAAUGCUUUAGGAUACAUAAAACACUCCCAGGUUAUUCUGUAAAAGAAGCUAAUAGAAUCAGUAUUUUAUUUGCAAGAUCCAGAAACUCAAAAAAAUCAAUAAACGGGACAAAAGACUUUGAAGUUUCUGGAAGUCACCUAAGACUGGAAAGAACAGUCCUGCGCAAACAGUAUGUUCUUGUAAGGAAAAGAGGAAAAGCGGCAAGUGCUUGGUAAUGCUGUUACAAAGGAAUCUGGCAUACUCAACUUGUCCCAGGGUGAUUUUUCACUUCCCCAAAAUGACCUUUCAAUACUGGUUAUUUGUUUACUUCCUUGAGCAACAAACCUGGGGUCUGAACUAAGACUUUCUGCACCCUCGUUCUGAACCCACUUCACAGUCUGGACCUUGUGCAGGUCUGGGUGUCCACGAGGCGCUUCCUAUUCCCAAAAUACCUCUCUUUGCACUAACUUUGUCUUUGAGUAAUAAUUAAAUUAUUUUGGCCCGAC
This is a messenger RNA of Ochotona curzoniae (black-lipped pika), 2149 nucleotides long. RefSeq names its product signaling lymphocytic activation molecule family member 1 (gene SLAMF1). Gene Ontology annotation, molecular function: signaling receptor activity. NCBI's taxonomy places the organism in Eukaryota, Metazoa, Chordata, Mammalia, Lagomorpha, Ochotonidae. The coding region runs from base 112 to 1134 and encodes 340 amino acids. The record is from RefSeq and is a predicted model, not a curated record. Gene Ontology annotation, cellular component: cell surface; membrane. The transcript is spliced from 7 exons. Gene Ontology annotation, biological process: lymphocyte activation.